This is a messenger RNA of Phytophthora sojae, 864 nucleotides long. RefSeq lists its product as hypothetical. The annotation marks the transcript as partial. Gene Ontology annotation, cellular component: U7 snRNP. Gene Ontology annotation, molecular function: U7 snRNA binding. The transcript has 5 exons. Gene Ontology annotation, biological process: mRNA 3'-end processing by stem-loop binding and cleavage. The record is from RefSeq and is a predicted model, not a curated record. Lineage: Eukaryota; Oomycota; Peronosporomycetes; Peronosporales; Peronosporaceae.
AUGGAGACCGCAAAGAUGGAGGCGCGGCUGCGCGCCUUCUACGCGAAGCACAACCCAGGCAAUGACCAGAACAUCGCCGAAAUCGUGCGCAAAUUCGCCGGUCGGGAGCGCCAACUGUGCGCGAAGCUCUUCAAGAAGUACGGAGAAGCACCAGACCUCACGUCUGUGGGUGACAAUGACGACCAAGGAGUCGAGGGCCAGGCAAAGGCGCUGAAGCCGCAGCCUACGGUCAACAGUCCACUGGACUUUCGCUCGGCACAGUUCGACGCUCUCAAGGCGCUUCAAGCCCCUAAAAAGCUGUUGAACUUGCCCGUGGCGACGGCAUAUCCACUGGAUAAUAUCCAAAAGUGUCGUCAUUUGCUUCCAGAGUCGGACGCCAGCAGACAGACUCUGGUUACAAGACCCAAGAAGGCGAGCCCGUCGGUAGCUGAGGCUAAGGCGGCAGUGACCAAGAAGACGAGCGCUGUGACUGCUACGCCGUCACUGUUCGAACAACUAGCAGAUACGUACUUGGAGGGGCCUUUUCGAGUGCUGCGUCGCUGCUUUCUGGAGCGAAUGCGCGUGUUCGUAGUGGUGCGUCGUGUCAACAGCGUGCGUGGGACGUGUUCCGGCUUCCUGAAGGCAUUUGAUAAGCACAUGAACCUCGUGCUGCUGGAUGUCACGCAAGAGUUCGUCCCGCACAACACCCACGAGAGGUUGCUUCGAGAAGUGCGCGAGGGCAAUCGUGCCGCUGGUGACGCCGUCUUCUCGGCAGCAGAUCGUCGUUGGAAUCGACGCGUUCUUGCCAGUGCCGGGGGCACUCAACGCGAGUAUAUCAAACAACUUUUCAUCCGUGGUGAUAACGUUGUAUCUGUCAGCGCUGUA